This is a messenger RNA of Rhipicephalus sanguineus (brown dog tick), 1206 nucleotides long. Its product is annotated as prolyl 4-hydroxylase subunit alpha-1. Gene Ontology annotation, biological process: peptidyl-proline hydroxylation to 4-hydroxy-L-proline. Gene Ontology annotation, cellular component: endoplasmic reticulum. NCBI's taxonomy places the organism in Eukaryota, Metazoa, Arthropoda, Arachnida, Ixodida, Ixodidae. Gene Ontology annotation, molecular function: L-ascorbic acid binding; iron ion binding; procollagen-proline 4-dioxygenase activity. The record is from RefSeq and is a predicted model, not a curated record.
CCAUUAUUCCACGACCGGGAGCUGACAUGCCAGUACCGUACCAACAACCGGCCAUAUCUGCUGCUACAGCCAGCCAAAGAAGAAGUGAUGUUCCCGAAGCCACGAAUUGUCAUCUACCAUGAUGUUUUGUCUGAGCAUGAAAUGAACGUCAUCAAGACAUUAGCACAACCUCGGCUGAGGAGGGCGACAGUACAGAACUACAAAUCUGGGGAGUUGGAAACCGCCAGCUACCGUAUUAGCAAGAGUGCCUGGCUGAAAAAUGAAGAGCAUGGUGUAAUAGCCCGUGUUACCCGAAGAAUAGAAGACAUCACGGGACUGACUGCAGACACCGCUGAGGAGCUUCAGGUGGUCAACUAUGGAAUAGGUGGCCAUUAUGAGCCUCAUUUUGAUUUUGCCAGGAGAGAAGAAAAGAAUGCUUUCCAAAGCCUUGGGACUGGCAACAGGAUUGCAACAUGGCUCAACUAUAUGAGUGAUGUGUCUGCUGGUGGUGCAACAGUGUUUCCUCAGCUGAGGUUGACCCUUUGGCCAAAAAAGGGUGCUGCUGCUUUCUGGUACAAUCUGCAUCGUAGCGGUGAGGGGGACAUGCUCACUAGGCAUGCUGCCUGCCCAGUUCUUGCUGGCUCGAAAUGGGUCUCAAACAAAUGGUUCCAUGAAAGAGGCCAAGAGUUUCUCAGGCCAUGUGGCACUCGCAUCAACCAGUGACGUACAGCACAAGCCCAAGUGUAGCAAUGGCAGUGCAGUUAUAUGGAGCACUGACUUCUGCCACGUCCACUCUGCAAGAAGUCAACACUAGACAAGCUAAGCAAUUACUCCUCAUAGGGAACAACCUACAACUCUGUGCCUUGACAACUCAACACUGACACCUACUAUCAAAGCCCAUGAAUAUUCUUGACAUUUUGCAGCUUUUGCCAUCCAGCAUUGUAGCAUUUAUUUUGUCAAGCCUUUAGCUUACAUUUUGAAUUGUUCUUUGUCAUUCAGAUUUAUUGUGCAGGCCACAAUAUCAUGAACAAAAAGGUCACAAUUGAGCAAAAUAUUUCAUCUUUGUACUUCUGUGUUUUAGAAACUGUGUAAUUGCAUUUAUGCCAUGAGCUUUUUCAGGAGACAGUACACUCCUGAUUACUUAGAAAGGAGUGCAAGUUUUACUAUACCAUAUUCGUCAAGAGGCCCUGUAAUGCUCAUGUAUUCCUUAAAAGGAACUUUUAUACC